Penicillium macrosclerotiorum is the source of this 762-nucleotide messenger RNA. RefSeq names its product MSF1 domain protein. The record is from RefSeq and is a predicted model, not a curated record. The coding region runs from base 1 to 762 and encodes 253 amino acids. Gene Ontology annotation, cellular component: mitochondrial intermembrane space. NCBI's taxonomy places the organism in Eukaryota, Fungi, Ascomycota, Eurotiomycetes, Eurotiales, Aspergillaceae. Gene Ontology annotation, biological process: phospholipid transport. Gene Ontology annotation, molecular function: phosphatidic acid transfer activity. The transcript is spliced from 2 exons.
AUGAAGUUCUUCGAGAAUGUGUUUACCUACGAUUACUCCUUUCCUGCUGUCUCCCUUGCCUACUUUCUCCGCUACCCGAACCCCUACUCUCGCCAUGUCCUGACCACCGACGUGAUCGAUCGCUACGUCGAUCCGACCACCCAACGCCUCCACACCAUCCGGCUGCAUCUCAAGAAAUCCAAAGUCCCAUCCGGUAUACUUAAACUGCUUCCUAAAGGAAUGGGUGGUUCCGAUAGCUCCGGGCAGAGCUACAUCCUUGAAACCACAGUUGUCGACCCGAAUGAGGGCUGGAUGGAGACCGAGUCACGCAACAUGGAAUGGACCGGAAUCCUCAGCGUGGUGGAGAAGCAGCGAUACCAGCGUCACGCUGUCGAGGAAAAUCGCGAUUCUUUUGAUGGGCUGUCAAUUGAUAAGAGAAGCGAACAAACCACCGUUCGGACCACCGUCACGUUCCGAUCUCGCCUGGGUCAAGGCAAGCUGCUCGGUCGAAAGAAGGGAUUCUUCUCCUCGUUAUCGACUGCCGGCAUUCAGCGGACGAUCGAAUUGAUCGGCGUUAGCCGGACCCGUGAUGCGGUAAUGAAGAGCAAGCAAGGCAUGAAUGUCGUUUUGGAACGUCUCCGCAGUGGUGGAAUUGUUGCUGUCCUGGAAGGCAUGCGUCAAGACCGUGAAGCAGCCUUUGGGCCCGAUGGUCCAUUUAAGCGCGUCUGGUUGCAGGGUAAUGCUCUCAAGGAACGUGUUUACAUCGAAGAUGAUGAAAACUGA